GCUUCGCGUCCCUCGCGUGCUUUUAUUUUGAAGAGACCCCCCACAAUGCCCCGCGUGCCUCACGCCGCCUCAGCAGCUGCUGCCGCAUCAGUGAGCAGAGCAGCAGGAUCCCGGGUUGAACUUCCAGAGACACACGGUGAACCAUGUGUGGUAUCUGGGCUUUGUUCGGCAGCGAUGAGUGCCUGUCGGUUCAGUGCACCUGUGCCAUGAAGAUCGCUCACAGGGGCCCCGACGCCUUCCGCUUCGAGAACGUCAACGGCUUCACCAACUGCUGCUUCGGCUUCCACCGGCUGGCCAUCGUGGACCAGCUGUACGGCAUGCAGCCGCUGCGUGUCAAGAAGUUCCCCUACCUGUGGCUCUGCUACAAUGGAGAGAUCUACAACCACCAGGCGCUGAAGACGCAGUUUGACUUUGACUAUCAGACCAGGGUGGACGGCGAGGUGCUGCUUCAUCUCUACGACCGCUUUGGGAUCAAGAAGAUGGCGUCCCUCCUGGACGGAGUCUUCGCCUUCAUCCUGCUGGACACGGCCAACAGGAAGGUCCACCUGGGGAGGGACACGUAUGGCGUCCGCCCGCUGUUCAAGUUCCUCACUGAUGACGGCUUCCUGGCGGUCUGCUCGGAGGCCAAAGGCCUUUCAGAGAUCACCCACUCCAUGGAGACCGCCGCCAGCAUCGCCCCCUUCCUGCCUGGACACUACGAGGUCUUCGACCUGAAGCUGAACGGCAAAGUUCAGUCCGUCAAGUUUGAGGAGUUCCACUGCUGCACCAGAGAGCCGGCUCACGCCCUCUACGACGCGGUGGAGGGACUGUCGUCAGGUUUCGCUGAGGAAACGGUGAAGCGUAACAUCAGGAGUCUGUUUGAGAACGCCGUGCGGAAACGCCUGAUGGCCCACAGACGCAUCGGCUGUCUCCUGUCAGGAGGUCUGGACUCCAGUCUGGUUGCAGCAACGCUGCUGAAACUGUCUAAAGAGGAGAAGCUGCCGUACUCCAUCCAGACCUUCUCCAUCGGGUCAGAGGACAGUCCUGAUGUCAUCGCUGCUAAAAAGGUGGCGGCCCACAUCGGCAGCGAGCAUCACACGGUGACGUUCACAGCAGAGGAGGGCAUCAAAGCCGUGGAGGACGUCAUCUUCCACCUGGAGACCUAUGACAUCACCACCAUCCGGGCCUCUGUUGGGAUGUACUUGGUAUCGAAGUACAUCAGGGAGAAGACGGACAGCGUGGUGAUCUUCUCUGGAGAAGGAUCUGAUGAGCUGACUCAGGGAUACCUUUACUUCCACAAGGCUCCAAAUGCCAAAGCAGGAGCAGAGGACAGCGUCCGUCUCCUAAAGGAGCUCUACCUGUUUGACGUCCUCCGCGCUGAUCGGACCACAGCUGCUCAUGGUUUGGAGCUCAGAGUGCCUUUCUUGGAUCAUAGAUUCACGGCGUACUACCUUUCCCUCCCUGAGGAGAUGAGAGCUCCUAAGGAUGGAGUGGAGAAACACCUUCUCAGGGACUCCUUCAAAGGCCUCAACCUGAUUCCUGAGGAGAUCCUUUGGAGACGGAAGGAAGCCUUCAGUGAUGGCAUGAUGUCAGAGAAAAAGUCCUGGUACUCCUGCCUCCAGGAGCAUCUGGACUCUGUGGUGAACGAGGAGCAGAUGGAGAAGGCGGCCCAGACCUUCCCCCACAACCCCCCCAAAACCAAGGAGGCCUUCUACUACAGGCAGGUGUUUGAGCGGUUGUACCCGGGCCGCGCCCAGUGGCUGUCCCAUUACUGGAUGCCUCGCUGGAUCAGCGCCACCGACCCGUCAGCGCGGACGCUGUCCAUCUACAAAGCAGACAAAGAGCAGUGAUUGGCUGAGCGCCCGGUUUCCUGCUGCGGCUUUCAAUAAAUGACUGAAACUGUUGUUGUUGUUUGAGGUGGAAGGCUGGUCAGACUGGGCCGGAUUUAGUCCAGAACCGGACUAAUGGGCCCUGAUGGCGUCAAAGCAGCUUCAACCUCACAUUUACUGCUGCUGUCAGAGAAACGGCGUGAUGUUCUGCUUUGGUCCACCUGAGCUGAAGGUUUAAUAAAGGCAGAACUAAACCAGCCUAAAGGUCCUGAUGGUCGUCUGUGAAGCUUCCAGCAAACCCAACAUGGUGAAAAUAGAACAGGGGGGGAGGAGCUAAAUCAACCUGUGAUUGGUUGGUUCUGAGCAGCUCCU
Molecule: messenger RNA, 2180 nt
Organism: Cyprinodon variegatus (sheepshead minnow)
Lineage: Eukaryota; Metazoa; Chordata; Actinopteri; Cyprinodontiformes; Cyprinodontidae
Gene: asns
Product: asparagine synthetase (glutamine-hydrolyzing)
Exons: 12
Coding region: 144-1829 (561 amino acids)
Cellular component (GO): cytosol
Molecular function (GO): asparagine synthase (glutamine-hydrolyzing) activity
Source: RefSeq, a predicted model, not a curated record